Messenger RNA from [Torrubiella] hemipterigena, 2775 nucleotides. The record is from the annotation of a GenBank genome assembly. Lineage: Eukaryota; Fungi; Ascomycota; Sordariomycetes; Hypocreales; Clavicipitaceae.
AUGGCGAGUCGACAAGAGUCCUCGGGCCAUGGCUCUCGUAGGUCUGGCACCCAAAACAUAGGCCAGUUUGUCAUCGACAGGGAAAUCGGCAAGGGCUCCUUUGCCCAGGUCUACAUGGGAUGGCACAAGGAAACCAAAGCUGCCGUUGCUGUCAAAUCUGUCGACCUCGAACGAUUAAAUAAGAAACUGAAGGAGAACCUCUACUCGGAAAUCACCAUCCUCAAAACCCUCCGCCACCCGCAUAUUGUAGCCUUGCAUGACUGCCUCGAAUCAUCAAAACACAUCAACCUCAUCAUGGAGUACUGCGAGCUCGGUGACUUGUCCCUCUUCAUCAAGAAGCGCGACAAGCUCAUCACACACCCUGCCACCCACGACAUGGCCCGUAAAUAUCCCAGCGCUCCCAACUCGGGUCUCAACGAGGUAGUCAUCCGCCAUUUCCUUAAACAGCUCUCGAGCGCGCUAGAGUUUCUUCGCAGCAAAAAUUACAUCCACAGAGAUGUCAAGCCCCAAAACUUGCUGCUCUUGCCAGCACAAGCAUUCCGUGAUCAGCGAGCACUGCCCAUCAUGGAAGCCAGCCAGGACUCGCUGAUCCCCAUGUCUGGGCUGGCAUCAUUGCCUAUGCUCAAGCUUGCCGAUUUUGGAUUUGCGAGAGUCUUGCCUGCGACGUCGUUGGCCGAGACCCUCUGCGGUUCUCCUCUCUACAUGGCGCCAGAGAUUCUUCGUUACGAAAAGUACGACGCCAAAGCCGAUCUUUGGUCUGUCGGCACUGUUCUCUACGAAAUGGUUACAGGGCGACCCCCAUUCCGCGCGAGAAACCAUGUGGAGCUGCUCCGCAAGAUCGAGGCUGCCGAAGAUGUCAUCAAGUUCCCACGAGAAGUGCAGGUCUCGGCCGAAAUGAAGGCUCUUAUUCGCAGCUUGCUCAAGAGAAGUCCCGUCGAGCGCCUCAGCUUCGAAAACCUCUUCCUCAACAACAUCAUUACUGGUGAUAUCCCCGGUCUGGUCGAGGACGAUCUCCCCAGGCCACCUGUUAAGCGCGAGCUCGAGACUAUCCAUCAGGGUGAGGAACUCCCGCCCUCUCCCCGUCCAUCCUCUAUGCGAAACAUUAGCCACGAAAUGGGAAGAUCCCCGAGAUCUCCCAGAGAAGGCGCUCUCCGCCCAAACCAAGGCAGCCCAAGGGAUAUCGCUGGAAGACGACCAUCAGACCCUCGCGGGUCUGGAUCUCCAAGAGACACAGAUGGUCUUGGCAUCCAACGUGGCUCGCCUCAGUAUGCAUCUUCGCUGCCGACACACAUUCGCUCAACCGGUAGAACAGCAGCACCUGAUACUACUUUGUCGAAAAGCCCACGUGCCAGUGUUGAUGCCGGUGGCAAGGACUUGACCGACUCGGAGCGUGCUGCUCAAGAUGUCAUGUUUGAACGAGACUAUGUCGUCGUCGAGCGCAGGCAUGUCGAGGUAAAUGCUCUGGCAGACGAGCUCGCUGCCAACGAGAGAUUAGCUGCGCAGACUACGCCUCCCCGCUCAGCGGCAAUGGCCCGUCGAAACACCCAGCAGGGAGCACCUACAUCCACAACUGGAGCCAUCCCAACCCCAACCUCUCGAACAGCUCUCAUUGCCCAAGGCCACGGACAUGAUCGACGUGCUUCCUACGAAAAGGGACUCUCCGUCAGCCCCAAUUCUACGUCUAGCACCAUCUCCAAGGCAAUUCAAGAUGCUAGCUUGCGCUUGUUCGGAUACAAGGUCAACCCCAUUCGAUCCAAGGGCCACUCUCCGCCUAUGUACCACCCCUUCCCCGCCUACCCAACACCCUCGACGGGUGGCAUGCUUGGAGAUGGCCGAUCCAACCCAUCCACUGAUGAAGAUGUACAAGCUGCGCAGACUAUUGAGGAUUUUGCCACCCGAAGCGAUUGCGUCUACGGAUUUGCUGAAGUCAAGUAUAAGCAGCUCGUGCCCAUGGCUCCGUCCAUGGACUUUGGGCUUGGUGGCGUCGGUGUCGACCAAAUGUCCAACGAUGAGGACGGCUUGACCCUGGAGGCUAUUGUGGCUCUGUCGGAAGAGGCUCUUGUUUUGUACGUCAAGUCUCUCACUCUUCUUGCCCGCGCCAUGGAUAUCGCUAGUGUUUGGUGGUCCACCAAGAGCCGUGCAGAGACAGCCACCGGUCUUAGCGCCACUGCAGCACAGUCCAUUGUUCAGCGCAUUAAUGCUGUGGUGCAGUGGGUGCGACAGCGGUUCAACGAGGUGCUGGAAAAGUCGGAAAUUGUUCGCCUCAAGUUGAUUGAAGCGCAAAAGCUGCUGCCAGAGGACCACCCGAGCCACCCAUCUAACCAGGGGACAGACUCGAUGGCGUCUUCUACAGCCAGCCACAAGCAAGUGUUCCUGACUCCUGGUAUCAGCGCUGAGAAGCUCAUGUACGACCGAGCUGUGGAGAUGAGCCGCGCAGCUGCCAUUGACGAGGUGACCAACGAGAACCUGCCCGGCUGCGAGAUUUCAUACAUGACGGCUAUCCGCAUGCUCGAGGCAGUCCUCGACAACGACGACGCGCCAUCCAACCGACGCCUUUCGUCGGGCAAGGAGCGCAUGAGAGAUAUCAAGGAGAGCAACAACGAUCUCGAUAGCGACGAGGAGGCGCACGUUCGAAAGAUGAUCAAAAUGAUUACUGGCCGGCUGGCCACUGUACGCAAAAAGCAGCAGAUGAUUGCCGAGGCCAACAAGACGCAAGCACGGGAACGCCGUAUGAGCGGCGAUGUGACCCCGCGAAGCGUCCCUUCGUCCACCUAA